Molecule: messenger RNA, 3505 nt
Organism: Cucurbita pepo subsp. pepo (vegetable marrow)
Lineage: Eukaryota; Viridiplantae; Streptophyta; Magnoliopsida; Cucurbitales; Cucurbitaceae
Source: RefSeq, a predicted model, not a curated record
GGGGAUAGUGGCGCGCACCACUGGACAAACUGACUUCCGGAGAAGGAGAAGAAACACGGCGCUGGAGGUUGUGCGGUGAUUGAUGGAGGUUUCGCUACGCAGCUUGAGAAACACGGCGCUGUCAUUGACGAUCCACUUUGGAGCGCCGUUUGCCUCAUCAGUGAUCAUGACCUGAUCAAGAAGGUCCAUUUGGAGUACUUGGAGGCAGGGAUAAAUAUUUUGGUUUCUUCGUCUUACCAGGCCACCAUUCCUGGGUUUAUAUCAUAGGAGCUGUCCAUGGAAGAAGGGGAGUUGCUCUUAGAAAAGAGUGUUAAAAUGGAAGCUCGUGAUAGUUUUUGGGAUUCUGUGAAGAGUAUCCCUGGACAUAAUUACAAUCGGGCUUUGUUGCAGCAUCCAUUGGAAGCUAUGGUGCUUAUCUGCUGAUGGCUCAGAGUACAGGUGUGAAUGUGGAUAAGUUGAAGGAUUUUCAUCGGCGCAGAUUGCAGAUUCUUGUUGAUGCAAGCCCAGAUUUGCUUGCAUUUGAGACUAUUCCCAAUAAACUUGAAGCCCAGAAGGCCUGUGUGGAGUUGCUCGAAGAAGAAAACGUCCAAAUUCCAUCUUAGAUCUGCUUUAGCUCCGUAGAUGGCGAGAAUGCACCGUCGGGAGAGAGCUUCGAGAAGUGCCUUCAUGCCAUUAAUAAAAGUGACAAAGUAACUGUAGUUGGCAUAAACUGUACACCUCCUCACUUUAUUGAAGCUCCGAUUUGUAAGUUCAAAGAGUUAACCAACAAGCACAUAGUUGUCUAUCCCAAUAGUGGCGAGGUAUGGGAUGGCAGAGCCAAGAAAUGGCUGGUGAGUCAACUUAAUUCUUCCCUACCCCACUCUGAUAUUUCAUGGCUUGUGGGCCUACAUUGCAAUAUUUCCAUUACUAAUUAGCGUUCUGGUUUUGGUAGCCAUCAAAUUGUUUUGUUGAUGACAAAUUUGAAUCAUUUAGUUCAAGAUGGCGUGAUUUGGGAGCAAAAUUCAUUGGAGGCUGUUGUCGUACGACACCGUCUACCAUCCUAGCUAUAUCAAAGGUUUGGAAAGAAAGCUCCCAUUAGUGACCGCCGUCUAAUUUUUAACCUUUUUUGUUCUUUUGUAAACUACUAGAUUGAGGUGUUAUGGUUUGCAUUCUGACAUAAUUUUUUCGGCUUAUAGAAUUUUACUGCAUAAAACUCGGGUAGGCAUUUUUACUUCUUCAUGAAAUUCAACUAAAUUGAGGAAAAGAAAACUAUUACAUUUUCAGAACAUAUUUUAUAUUUUAUUUCAAAGAAUGAUAAAAAUCUUAGAGAAUGGAUCCAUCAGGACAAUGCAAACUUUGGAUGCUGAGGCUGAUCUUGGAAGUUUAUAAGCAAGCAGGAACAUAAAAACCAACAGAGUUCCAAUCCCUUACUGGAUUAGGAAAUCUUCUCCUUUUUUUCUGGGAAAAGAUAAAAAAUGGAGGAACAGUCGUUUAUCCUCAAAGUAGACUGAGAGGAAGAAGCCGAAAAGUAUGGGAUUAGACAGAAGGUAAUGGAUAAUGCAAUAUUGGGAUGGGGGCCCCUAAACAAGAUCUCAACUUUUUGUCGAACCAAAAAAAGAAGUGUCCCUUUCUCAAUUAGGGUGCCCCACAAAUUUACGCAGCCAAUCAGAGAACAACCCUUUGGAUGAACUAUAACCCCUCGACCAAUGAAGAAGUGGAUAAGACCCUUCUGUGGACCUACCCACUGCAAGUUCUUUUUCUAUAUUAAACAAGUGCACAAAAGUGCAAUUCCUUCUCAGUCUAGACCCUUCUCUGUCGUGGAUUUAGCUGGAAAAGCGCAGUCCGAGGGGCAUUCCCCAGGUCCCUCCAUGGUGUCUAGUUAAAAUAGUUUCUCGUGAAUAUUUAUAAAACAACAAUGACGAACUAGUAGAAAUUAUCAGUACAGUGUCCCAAUUUGAAGCCUGCAAGUUGUGUUUUUAAUACAAACUCACAUUUUUAACUGAGUUUCAGUGUAUUGACUCUUUAUCAUUUCUGGUUAUUUGAAUUUUAUGAUGCCGAGGAAAAGCGUGCAGAAAACAGCAGAGGGAGGCAAGACCGCCAGACCCUGCGAAAGCUGUAUCAUCAAGCGGGCUCGGUGGUACUGCGCUGCCGAUGAUGCUUUUCUGUGCCAAGCUUGUGAUGCUUCAGUUCACUCCGCCAACUCCUUGGCUCGUAGGCACGAGCGAGUUCGUCUUCCAACUGUCUCUUACAGACCCUCUUCAGACAACUCCUCUGCUGCUUCAUGGCACCAAGGCUUCACCAGAAAGCCACGGUCACCUCGAAUGGGAAAGACCGCUCCGAUGAGGAAGCCAUUUCCUCAGGUACCGGAGGUGAGUGCUAAAGAAGAAACGGAAGAUCAAGAACAGCUCCUCCUUUAUCGAGUUCCUGAAUUGGGAACCGAUUCAAAAGUUGGUAAUUUGUUUAGUUUUGUUGGGGAAAAAGAAAACUCAAAUGGGUAUCUCUCGUACCAUAUGGAUCCUGCUGAAUUCGCGGCUGAUGUUGAGAGUUUGUUGGGGAAGUCGCUUAAUAAUAAGUGCUUAGAUAUGGAAGAACUGGGGCUAGCGGCUUCCAAAGAUCACUCAACGACAAAGGAUGAUUACUCUUUAAACAGCCACGAACUUAUUAGGAUUGAACAAGAUGAGAUAGAGAAAUUGACUCCAAUGCUCAGCGCAGAAGCCGAUACAAUGAGGGAGCCAUUUGAACUGAACUUUAUGGACUUCGGCAGAAAUCCAACGACGUGCGGUGAGGAAAACAAGGUGAUGAUGGAAGUCAAGGAAGUGGUGAAGAAGGGUGAACUUGAGAUGGAAGAGACAAAGAUUGUUAACAACAAAAAGAAAGUAUCAUUGAGUUUAGAUAGUGAAGCAGUGAUAAUGGCUUGGGGGAGCAGAGGAACUCCAUGGAUGUCCGAUGAUGGACCGAAUCUCGACUUCAAUUAUCACUGGCUGGACUACAUGGGUACGUGGGAAAGUGAAUAUUAUUAUCAGGCUUUCGGGGAGGUUAGCGGCGGAAUCAGGCGACAAGCGGCAGCCGGAGUUGAAGGAGAGAGAGAAGCACGAGUGUCGAGAUACAGAGAGAAGAGAAGGACGAGAUUAUUUGAAAAGAAAAUAAGAUAUGAAGUCCGGAAGCUGAAUGCAGAGAAGAGACCGAGAAUGAAGGGGAGGUUUGUGAAGAGAUCAUCUUGCUUUGCGCCGCCACCUUUGCCUCUCUUUAAUUAGUCAUUAAUCUUCAAUCAUUAAUACAAUAAUCCACUUUUUCAAAUUUAUUUCAUCAAUUUUGGGCUGUUAGCGGUCCGCUAGCCCAUCAAUGCCCAGUAAUAUGGUCCACUGGUCUAUCAAUGGGCCUGUGGGCUAGUCCAGUAGUUCGUCAAUGGGCUUAUGGGCUGGUCAGUAGUCUUAUCAAUGGGUCAGGUACCCAAACUUUUUGUUGAAUAGUUAUGCUAUUGUAUUUAGUUUAAAAAAGAAUAUAUAUAAGGUAAGUCAUACUCACA